UUGUUGUUUUUUGAGCGAUCUGGCAACUACACUCGUGGGACGACAGUUCUUCGCUUCCGUUCUUAUUAUCUUUUAAACCGUUCUUCGCCAAAAAAAUGGCGUUCCAUUAAACGGCGUUCUAAAAUUAUAUGGAUAUUUUUUUUGUAACAAUCAGAAUACUACCAUAUCACUAGAAGGAUGUCAAAUUUUCAAGAUUUCUUAUUUCAUGGAAUACCUAAAUUCUGCAGGAAAGAGUUCGAAACACUUCAUUUUUACAACUGCCCAAGCACUGGUGUUGAUAAAAGACGCCUGUUUGAAGCUGUAAGUUUAAGAAGAGAAGGUACUGAAGCUCACAUUGGAUUUGGAAAAAAACUGUUGUUUUGUGACAAAAUUACUGUGAAUCCUUUAAAAGUUGACAAACUUGGAGACAUUCCAAUUCCAGUUUCUGUUCAGGAUAUUGAAAGGCUUAAAGAAAUAUCUAAAGUAGGAUAUUGUGGAAAAGGAUACAACAGGGUUUUGGACUGCUCUAAAAAAUUCGCCUUACAAAUAGAUGCCUCAAAACUUGCCUCAACAAUUUCUGAUGACCUUAGCUUGACAUCUAUGGUUAUGCAUCAUCUAGACCUGCCUUCUGAGUUGAUGAAUGUUCAAGCAAAACUUGAUCAGUUGAUCUUGUAUGAGUCUGGUGGUCAUUACCAGUGUGUCUUGGAAUCAGGGAAAGAAUAUGGUUCGUUCGGUACUAUGAUUCUUCAAUUACCAGUGGAAGGUGGUCAUGAAGGUGGACGUUUCAACGUGGAAUAUCAAGGAAAAGAAUUAUUGUUCGAAAAUGAGGAGGACAGCGAUCGAAGUUUUUAUACUUGCGUAUUUUACGAAAACUGUAAACAUUCAAUGGAACCCGUAAAAUGCGGGGCAAGAUUAACACUUCAAUUCAACCUUGUUUGGUCUAAUGCCAAGAUUGUCAUUCCACAAGAUUUCCCUUUUUUUCUCACCGCCCUUAAGGAGAUAAAAGAAACGCUCUCAUCUUGGAUGUCCGAUGGAAGUGCCGACCCCCAAAUCAAGAACAUGACAAAUAUGACUAUAUCGAAAGAAUCACAUGCAGUAUCCAAUACGGAAGCCAUCGUCAUCGACGACGUUUUGCAUUUUGUUCUCGAAGAGAAAUAUGACGCAAAAGACUUUGGAUUUCGUCGACUUCGUGGAAAAGACCGGGAGUUGGCUCAGCUUUUUCAGUGUUGUUGUUUUCUUGACGUGCAUUUAGCAGUCGUUACACAAACUGUUGCAACUAUUCGUGCUGUAAGGGAUUGGCACAGUCCCCUUUUACGCCAUUUGUGCAGAUGCCAGAAUUACAAGAAAAUCAAAUCUUCUACAAAAAUUUCGCGAUGGUUGGACUCGGAGGAUGUGCCCAGAAAGUUAAGUUGUGAUUUUAAUCUGGAGAAGCAUGGUGUUGGACUUCGUCGGAAACUUCCAACAUCAAACAGCAUUGAAAAUUACUUGGAAGAUGAACGUCUUGAGUGUGGUGAAGAUUGCUAUGGAAAUUUCAACACCAUCUCUAGCAAAAAGUACAUCCAGCACUUCAUUUUGGUUAUUUGGCCUAAGCGUGAAUCGUUUCGGAUGUAUUGUCGCCAUGGCCUUGAUGCGCUCCUGAAAGAAUUGGAAUUUAAAAGUUCAUCUAGAUGGCUUGAAGAUAGCGUGCAAAAGGCCACUGAAGAUUUAGGAAAGAUGAUUACACUCUGUUCUUCUGAUCCUUGGCUUACUAUAUGGAACCAAACAGCAUUAAGAGAAGGCGAAUUGACAGAAAGAUUACUCCGUCUUUGUAUCGACUUGCAAGCGCGCGAAGAAGGCCUUGCUCUCUUAAAAGUUUUAAGUUUAGACUUCCAGAUACCACAAGAAGAACGAACCAGCGACUGUCAAGAAAUUUUCGAAGGAAUCAAAACUGAACAAGUUGCCGAGGCGAUCGUUGAAUUCGAGUGUCGAGUCACUGGGUGGAAUGACUGCGCCGAUGCCAUUGAGAAAAUUCUUUCUCCUAAUCGAAUCUUCCAACAGCUUGUACCUGUAAUGAAAAUGGCUCGAUCCUUCUUGAAUGUCGAUUGCUCAGAAGGAGCCAAAUUAGUUGGCGACUGCAUUUCUUCCGCAUUCAGCGGCAUCGACAAAUCGCAAGCCCUGAGGAUGGAAAAGGCUGAUAUUCAUGAUUGUAUGGAGUUGAUCAUUUUACUGGAAGCAGAUCCCAAAACUGCCAAUCAAGAAAGACAGACGUCGGUAGCAUCUUUUUUCUCCAAAUUGGAAUUUUCAAUGCAGUGCGACCUGGUGCUAAAGUUGGAAGCUCGAACUCGCCCGCAAUCCCACAAUUCGGAAUCUCGCAAAAUGAUGUUCCAGGCCUUAUGCAAAGCUCUGACCUAUUGUGAGCUUGGUUCUCCCCUUAUCAAGGAGAACGAUGUAGUUGACUUGAUUUUCUGUUACUCCCGCAUUGGAAAUGGAGAAUGGCUUCAAUCUUUCCUAUCCAACGUCGUCCGCGCUCAAGUCACCUCUGAGAAGAGUAACGAUCUUCCUACGAAAACAUUAUUGCAAAAAGUUAUUUCAUCUCCUCGAAUAUUGCAGCUAGAUCUUUCGUCUGACCUAGGCGAGUCUUUGAUGAAAGUGCUUGUUGAUAGCCAGUUAACCUUGAAUAUUCAUCAGUUAACCACCAUCUUGAUUGAUGUUUGGUAUGAUACCAGCCCCAUAUUUUUGAGAAGGCUUCCUUCCACCGUCACGAUUAUUUCUCAUUUUUGCUCUGUCAUCAUUUUGCGAUUGAAGAAAAACACAACCGAAAUGCUCAGCCAGCGAAGAAUUCUGGAGGUGAUCAAGAUUUGUAUUGAGUUGGGUAACGCAUCAUUAACAAAAUCUUUACUCAAGCAAGUAUGUGCCAAAAUAAGUACUUGGGGCAAUCGAGAAAAGUACAGUUUGUUUGUUGACCUAAUUUUUGUUUCGGACGUGUGGGGAGCAUUGAGUUCCAAAUCGAAGCUGAUCACCAUGCAAACCUUUAGUUCACUUGUACCAACUUUGAUCAUGGGAAUGUGUCGUCCUUGUCCCGUUUCCAAAUCACCAAUACGGAUCGAAGUCCUCUUCAAUUGCAUAAAUUUUUUUUUCUUAAUCGAAUUGAACGGAUUUGAAAUUGAACCGAAGAUCAACGCCCAAACCUUUGAACCGUUAAUUGCCAAACUACCAGUUUCAUUGCUCAUGGAACUUGUUUUGCAGCUCUACAAAUCGGAAGCCAAAAAAAGUCAAAAUAUUAAGACACUUCCCGUCUGCUUCAAUUUCUAUCGCGACACAUCAAGGCUCUUCUUUACAUUGGAAUUUGUACCGCUUGUAUCUUCAAGGACAGCAACCCCAAUUUUGGACUGCCUCUUGUGGCUGGAAGAUGAACAGUGUUGGCAAUCAUUUGCCCUGAGUGUUUCCGCAGCCUCCCCAUCUUUUUUUCUGCGGGUCUUCUUGGAAGAUCUUGCUAUCCAGCGAGCUCUUAAAGAUUCUUGUCCCGCUGUAGCUGCUUUCCUACUCAUCGUGGAUAACUGGUCACUCAAAUCAGCGUUUUGGAAGGAACCGCUAUUUAGCUGGAACCAGCCUAAAGCUGUUCUGCCGGAUCAUCCUGAAGUGGAGGCUUUUCUUCAUUCGUCACUAAAGUCCAUGACCUACAAGAAAUUUACUCGAAUCGCUGAGGCUCGUGAUUUCGCCAAGUACCUGUCUUACAACUUUAGUGUUUCGGUUGUUACGUCUGCAAGUGGAAAACAGUCGCAAUGCAUCAUUACGAAAACCCGUAAACAGUACGAACGGACCAAGAGACUGUAUUUCAACAGAAAAGCACAAAUGGUAGAAUUGGUGAAGGAAUGCCUUGGUCAAGCAAAUUUGAAAGCAAAACCACUGCGCCGUCAGCCGCGCGUUUUUGUCCGUAACCUCUGGUAACAGAUGAUGUUGUAUGUGUCGUCCCUCCACCUAAACGCCCCAAGCGCGACUUACUUCUAUAGUUGACACUUGACUUAUUAUGAAAUUUUUUUUUUUGUUUUUAACUUGAAAAAUUUUUGGUUUCUUUUCAUCUGAAUUCACGUCACGUCCUAUUAUUUUAUUAUCAUUACCAUCGAGUGUAUACCAAGAAAUAAAAGAACCCCUGUUGCGAAGUUACUUUUUUUUUUA
Messenger RNA from Daphnia pulex (common water flea), 4134 nucleotides. RefSeq lists its product as uncharacterized. The coding region runs from base 178 to 3906 and encodes 1242 amino acids. The record is from RefSeq and is a predicted model, not a curated record. NCBI's taxonomy places the organism in Eukaryota, Metazoa, Arthropoda, Branchiopoda, Diplostraca, Daphniidae. The transcript is spliced from 5 exons.